AUGAAUAACAAUGGAGACAGAACAUCCUUGCUUCAGUUCUUGGAAUUCAAUACCUAUGUCAAAGACGGUGACGAAGACUUCAACUCGUAUGUAGACCGUUUUGACCAUUACUGGAAAGUCACGCAAAUUGAAGAUGGCAAUUUGAAGAAAUCCACUUUCAUCACUGCCCUUGGAAGUCGCCUGUACAAGACCCUCAAGGACCUGCUGUUGCCUGCUACACCAGAGAACAAGUCGUUUGAGGACGUGGUCAGCGUCUUGAAGGAGCACUUGGCGCCAGUUAGCCAAGUAAUAGCUAGGAGGUUCAAGUUCAAUCGCCGGCACCAGCUCGAAAUGGAGUCCGUCUCAGCGUUUGCCAUUGAACUAAGACACAUGGCUGCGAAGUGCACAUUCGGGACUUUUCUGGACGAUGCGCUACGUGACCGCUUUGUUGUGGGGCUCCGAAACGUGGCCAUUCAAGCAACGUUGCUCAAAAGGAAAGAGCUCAACUUCGAAACAGCGUGCGACUUGGCAAAAGCAGCAGAACUCGCCGAAAGAGAGUCGAAGAGCUUCCGAUCGUCCAAUGGAAAUUUGCGAAUGGACGAAGCCAUCCACGCUGUCAGCAAGAAAGGCCAUCUACAACAAAAACCUAGGAUCUACGCUAAACUGCCUCGGAAGCCAGAACUGACAAAGUGCCUUCUCGAACUGCAAAGUUACGGUGGCACGCCACUCGAGACGACAGGACAGACACAUGUAAGUGUCGAGUAUGAAACUCAAAAGAAAACUUUGCCAGUGAUCGUCGUUCCUGGAACUCAGCCAUGCCUACUAGGGCGCGACUGCCUUGUGCAGCUCAAAUUGAACUGGAAUCCCGUUUUCAACGUGGAAGCGGAACAAAAAGUAAAAGUCCUGCUGCAGAUGUACCUUGACGUGUUCAGCCCGCAAGUUGGUUUGAUAAAGGGCUAUGAAGCGAAAACAGUUUUGAAGGAAGAGGCUCAUCUGGUCUUCUGCAAUGCUCGUCCUGUUCCCUAUGCACUGAAAAAUGUUGUUGAACAGGAAUUGCUCGCACUCAAGGACAGAGGCAUCUUGCAGCCAGUCAUGCAGAGCGACUGGGCCACACCACUUGUAGUCGUCUCAAAGCCUGAGCACAAGGAGAGGCUAUGCGGCGACUAUAAAGUCAUGUUAAACUCUUUCAUAAAGACUGAACACUACCCAUUGCCACUCGUAGAGGAUAUCUUUGCAGUACUGUCUGUUAAGGACAAGAUGCUGAAGGGACUGGAAGGAGUUGUGUGCUACCUGGAUGACGUCCCCAUAGCUGAAGCAUCUAUCGAGGAAUGCCAGAACUGGGUUGAAGCUGUGCUCGCAAGGUUUCAGCUCCACAGAGUUGCAAGACAAAUGUAA
This is a messenger RNA of Dermacentor andersoni, 1374 nucleotides long. NCBI's taxonomy places the organism in Eukaryota, Metazoa, Arthropoda, Arachnida, Ixodida, Ixodidae. The record is from RefSeq and is a predicted model, not a curated record.